AUGAUCACUCUGGAGUUCCAUACUGGUAGAAAAAAGUACUUGGUAACAAUACCAGCCCAGCUUGCCUUCCUCUCCACUCAGAAGUUUCGUUUGGAUCUGAGGCCUGGGAACUGUGAUGUAAAAUUCACUAUUACCCUGGAUCACAAGACACAGAAAUUGCUAGAACAGUUUGGAUUGAAGAAGAACUUCCACUGUACCUCAUAUUCAAAGAGGUUCUCCUCUUCUGCUGAGGUCCCUCCACCUGCUGGUGGCAUGGAGGAGGUGGCUAUCAUUUGUGUGUCAGGAGUUGGAAACAACCUCAGCUUCAAGGAGGAGAAAGAAGUUUUAAUUCAGAGGCAAGGGAAUGGCACAUUUGUGCAGACUGACAAACUAGUCUACACCCAGGCCAGCAGGCUGGGAGAGACAUCCCAGCACAGCAAUGUAGACUUACCCUUUCUACUGGCACCAGAGGCAACGCUGGGCAUCUUGACAGUGACAGUGGCUGAGGGCAAGGCCUUUGGCACCUUCAGUGUGGAGGAACGUAUAUUUCUGGCGAUUUGCAGCGUAAAUGGACCCAGCAAGCAGAGCCCAACUGUUGACUACAAUGUCCUUGCUCCCUUCACACUGGACACAGCCACUUAGUAUUCCACAGACAGUUCUCUGGAGGGUAAGUUCCAACUGAAAAUUUUGGUAUAUAACUCAGAGUGUUGGGAUUCAGAUCCAGGACACGCAGCUGAGGAACCUAGUUUAUAUACCAAAGUGGACCUGACCUUUCCUCUCUCUCUGCCCCUUCAUUGCUACCAAAAUGCCCAUCUACACCUACAUCCCUCCUACAAAACCACCUGAAGCUUCUAGGGCAUCCAGUAGCCAAGAGGCCUGGUGAGAUGUGGCCAGACCCAGGAGGCACUAGUGGACAAUUCCAUCGAUCCAAAGGAUGUAAGCCCUGACCAAGAAAUCAUCUUCUCCUACUAUUCAUCAGGGAAAGGGAGUUUGCAAAUGGAGGGGCAGAAACACCUGAGGGUUAAAGGGAACGGUGUGUGCACAUACCGUUAUGUGCAAGAGAGAUGCGUUACAGUCCUAGUUCCUAUGCACAGAGGCAACUGGAGGAAAAUGCUAAUGAUAACCAGAGACUGCGAGGCAGUGUGGACCCCGAGGCUUCACAGACACUGGAGCAGAGCAGAGGUGAGUGUAGAACGGCUUGUCUCCUGCUCUCUCUCACUGACCUUCACCUCCAGGCUGGCCCCUCCCCCUUCCCUCAUCAUCCACAGCACAUUUCUCAGCAGAGCUGUCACAGCUGACGAAAUGCAGUUCUUCGUGGAGAUGUGCUCUGGCAGUCUGCCUUGUCAGCAGAUGGCGGUGUUGCCCCGAAGGCUGGGUUGGCAUCGCCGUCUCCCGCAGACAGAGGGCUCUCAGGCUCCCAGAGACCAGGCUGUGGGAACUGGUUCCAAGGCUUCAGCCGGGCCUGCUUUCCCACCCUUCUCUGUUGACCUGGCACUGCUUUACUCAGUCAUUUGUGGGAAAUCUCUCUGUCUUACUAUCACCUCCUUCAAUUACCUAAAGGACUGCAUCAAGGUUCAGACUCACGUGACCCCAUCAGAUGAGUGCCGCGUAGAAUCACGGAAUCCAGAGCUCAACUCAGAAUCCCAUGAUUUUCACCACCCACUUCUCGUUUCCUCUGUGGUCACUGGAGAGACAGCUUCAGAAUCUCUCUCCCUGGAGCUCCCCGUGGGUGUUGUUCCUGAUUUUACGACAUCCUUUAUUCCUCUCUGAAUUCUAGGAGACCUCACGGACUCAGCUCUGCAGCACCUAGGUGGUCUGGUGGAGAUGCCCAGAGGCUGUGGAGAGCAGAGCAUGGUCAUUUUUGCUCCCAUCAUCUAGCACCUGGGGAAAACAGGGCUGCUGACAGAGGAGACCCAGUCUCGGGCAGUGGACUUCCUGGAGACAGGUAAAGAAAAGGAACUGAUGUAUAAAUACAGCAAUGGCUCAUGGAGUGCCUUUGGGAACAGGAUGGAAAUAGUAAUACAUGCUAACGCUGCCUGCUUUCUGACAGCCUUUGUCACAAAAUGUUUCCACAAACCUCAGAAACUCAUCUUCAUUGAUACAAAAAAUAUCCAGGAUGCCCUCAAGUGGAUGGCAGGAAACCAGCUCCCUGGUAGCUGCUAUACUAAUGUGAGAAAGCUCCUGCACACAGCUCUCAAUGAGAUCCACCCCAGGGCCUGCAACCCCCACUGUGACGCUAUGGUGGGACAAGGCCUACCAUGCUUCAGAAAGCCUUCCACUGGCAGCCUCUUCAAGGCCCUGCUUGCUUAUAGCGUCUCUCUGGCUGAAGACAUGGAAACCAGAGUGCCUUUCUUCUCAGUUAUUUCCUGGAGUCAGAAGCCUGCUGGUUCAGAUGCCAGUACUUGAUCUGAGUCUUUAGAUGUGGAAUUUACAGCCUAUGUAUUAUUCGCCCAGGUCACCAAGGACAGCCUGACUCAGGAGGAAGUAGCCAAGGCCACUAGCACAGUGGCUUGGUUGGCCAAGCAAUGCAAUGCAUAUGGGGGCUUUAAGCAUAUGCUUGUUUUACUUCAGGAUACUGUAGUUGCCCUCCAAGCUGCCAGGCAUCCAGCAAUUGCCUAUAUGCCAUCUGAGAAAGACAGUGUGGUUACAAAAUCUACUGAAAAAUUUCAACACACUUUCAGCACUGAGUCUGCCAACAGACUGGUUCUGCAGCAGGAGGCAUUGCCCGGCAUCCCUGAUGGGUGCACUGUGGAGGUCUCAGGUCAGGGUUGUGUCUAUGUGCAGACAGUGUUGAGAUACCACAAUGUCUCUCCUAACAUUAGAGCGGCCUUUAGCCUUCAGGUGGCAACAGGGAAAACUAGUUGUGAACAAUUCACUUCCCCCCGAUCUUUGACUCCUACUAUUCAUACCAGUUAUGUGGGGAGUCGAAGCUCAUCCAACACGGCCACUGUGGAAGUGAAGAUGUUGUCUGGGUUCACUGUGGAGGGAACCAACCAGUUACUAUUGGUUGUGGAGCUUUGA
Molecule: messenger RNA, 3000 nt
Organism: Grammomys surdaster
Lineage: Eukaryota; Metazoa; Chordata; Mammalia; Rodentia; Muridae
Gene: A2ml1
Product: alpha-2-macroglobulin like 1
Cellular component (GO): extracellular region
Source: RefSeq, a predicted model, not a curated record